This is a messenger RNA of Carassius gibelio (silver crucian carp), 2523 nucleotides long. Its product is annotated as protocadherin beta-16-like. Lineage: Eukaryota; Metazoa; Chordata; Actinopteri; Cypriniformes; Cyprinidae. Gene Ontology annotation, cellular component: plasma membrane. The record is from RefSeq and is a predicted model, not a curated record. Gene Ontology annotation, molecular function: calcium ion binding. The transcript has a single exon. Gene Ontology annotation, biological process: homophilic cell-cell adhesion. The annotation marks the transcript as partial.
UCCUCUAUUUGCACGUCUCUUUGUUCCUCCGCGUAUUUCAUUGUCAGUUUCCAUUGCUUGCUUGGAUUAUAUUGGACUUGUAUCUUAUAUAUAAAAAUGGAACCGUGUGUGAACGCACAGAAAAUGAGAAGGUACGUUUUGUUAUUUCUGAUUAUUUUUGACUUAUUAAACCCAGCAUUUGGCGUUACUCACUACUCUAUUCCAGAGGAAAUGGAGGUAGGAUCUGUUGUUGCAAAUAUAGCCACUGAUCUUGGUUUGGAUAUACAGAGUCUGACGAAACGCAGGAUGCGCCUAGAUGUGAUAGCAAAUAAAAAAUAUCUGGAUGUAAAUAAAGAAACAGGAGAGCUAUUUAUUGUCGAAAGGAUAGACAGGGAAUAUCUCUGCCCAUCCAAAACUACAAAUUCUUGUUUUCUUAAGCUCGACGCUACAAUCGAAAAUCCAGUCAGGAUGUUCAAUAUUGAACUAGAAAUAUUAGAUAUCAACGACAAUGCACCCCACUUCAGACGAGAUGUCAUGCAUUUAGACAUUUCUGAAUCGACCCCAGCCGGCGAGCGUUUCUCACUGAACAAUGCAGUGGACUCAGACAUUGGAUCUAAUUCAAUUAAGACUUACGAUCUUAGCGAAAGUGAUCAUUUUACUAUCGAAAUACAGUCUGGCCGAGAUGGGUCUAAACUAGCCGAUUUAGUACUGAAAAAAGCAUUAGAUCGCGAAGAACAAGCAGUUCAUAAUCUGAUACUUACUGCUGUAGAUGGCGGGGUGCCUUCGCGCUCUGGGACAGCUAAUAUUAUUGUCCAAGUGCUAGACACUAAUGACAACGCCCCACAGUUCGAUGAAGACAGCUAUACUGUACAUUUAAAUGAAAAUUAUCCAGUAGGAAGCCUUGUUGUUAGGUUAAAUGCAACAGAUUUGGAUGAAGGGUCAAAUUCCGAAAUAACAUACACAUUCAGUUUAUAUACCUCCGAGAAAACGCAAGAGACGUUCAGUUUGAAUUCAGAAACGGGUGAAAUUCGAGUUAAAGAGAUGAUUAAUUAUGAAGAUUUCAAGAUCUAUGAUAUGGAGAUAAUAGCAACUGAUAAAGGAGCUAAUAGUCUCUCUGGGAAAUGUAAACUAAGUAUUUUAAUCACAGAUAUGAACGAUAAUCAUCCGGAAAUUUCCAUCAAAUCAUUUUCUGGCCCUGUUAAAGAGGAUAUAGCUGUAAAUUCAGUAAUUGCAGUUGUUAGUGUGAGUGAUAAAGACUCAGGGGAAAAUGGGCAGAUAGAUAUUCAUAUUUCUGAUGAUUUACCUUUUGCGCUCAAAGAAUCGUCUGAUAAUUAUUAUGAAUUAUUAGUUUCAGAACCGUUAGACCGUGAAAAGGUUCCGGAAUAUGACAUCACUAUUACCGUGACUGACAGGGGCAACCCGCCGUUAUCUGAUAAUGAAACUAUAACUUUAGAGCUGCUGGACAUUAACGACAAUGUUCCUCAGUUCCCGCAGACCUUCUACACGAUACCUGUUAUGGAGAAUAACGCGCCUGGAGCUUUACUGAGCUCUUUAACUGCUAUAGACCCAGAUCUCCAUGAAAAUCAGUAUCUAGUUUACUUUAUCAUAGAGAAGGAAAUAGUGAACACCUCCAUGUCCAUGCUGUUCUCCAUUAACCCAGAGAACGGCAAUCUUUACGCGCUAAAGACGUUUGACUAUGAGAUAGAGAAGGAGUUUCUUUUCCACAUCGAGGCCAGAGACUCUGGUGUUCCUCCGCUCAGCAGUAACGUGACCGUUCACAUUAUUAUCAUGGAUCAGAACGACAACACGCCGCUUAUAGUGUCUCCAUGGCGCGCGCACGGCUCGGUGGUGGAGGAAAAGAUCCCGAGAUCCACCGAUAAAGGGACUCUGAUAGCCAAAGUCAUCGCCAUAGACUCUGAUUCAGUGCACAACUCUCGAAUCACGUACCAGUUUCUCCACAACACUGACGCCACAUUAUUCAGCUUGGAUCAAUAUAACGGAGAGAUCCGGACCAUGAGGAUGUUCAGUUACAGAGACUCGCGCCACCAACAGCUGGUUGUGAUCGCCAAGGACAACGGAGAGCCCGCGCUCUCUGCUACAGUCACCAUCAAACUGUCCACGGUGGAGACCGCCCUUAAAACCUAUGCUGACAUGACUGAGGUGCCUUUGGGAUAUGACAUCUUCUCCGAUUUAAACCUGUAUCUGGUGAUCGGACUGGGCUCCGUUUCAUUUCUUUUACUCAUCACUAUUUUGGUCACCAUCGUGCUGAAGUGUCAGAAAACGAAGCCCAGCAAAGCGGCUCCUCCGUGCAGGAACAGUGUGAUCAGUGAGAGGAACUCGACCAUCGCGGAUUCCACUCUGGUCUCCAACGAUGCCUACUGGUACAGUUUAUUUCUAGCAGAGACCAGGAAAGGAAAGCUGGUGGUCAGACAGCCUGUGCCAAAGGGAGCGAGAUAUGUCGUGUCCAGUUUACCGAGGAGCACAGGACUGACCGAGACCAGCGACUCAGCUGCUUCUACACUACAGGUGAGAUCACGUUUAUAG